AUGGCGCUGCAGGAGUUCUGCAUGGACCAGGAGACGACUUGCACCACGCCUAAAGAUAUCUGCUCCUCCCGCCUUGAGGAGAGCACCAUGGCAAUACGGACAGAUGGACCCUACAUGCUGGCACCAGUGCUGCACCACAUCGCCAAAUCCUUCGAGACCUGGCGCCUCGUCAGCUUUGAACCCCUGCGACGCAUGCCCUGCUCAUCCCUGAUUGUUCCGGGCACUGUUACUGUGACCGUCGGAUCCUCACUCAUCCUGAGGAGUGCGGUUCAGUGUUGCCAGCAAGAUAGAUGCAAUAGCGACUCACCCACACUGUCUCCGGUCAACACCACCCGGAACGGGCUGCAGCGCCCCGUGUGCGACGUUAGGGACUCCGUGCAAUGUGAGAGUAAGGAGACCAUGCCCUGCACCGGAGCUGAGGACCAUUGUGUCAGCAUGGCUGGGAUGCUAAGAACAAAUGAAGGUUACCUUCCGGAAACACCACUCACAGUGCAAGGCUGCGCGACCAAGAGUGCAUGUGCCCUGAAGAACGGUUUCCCUGUGUUCGCUGGAUUAUUCACGUACACAGUGAGCACAGUGGAUACCUGUGCACCAGCUCAAAACAGUGCCAGCCGGAUCCCGGGGCCCAGCUCCUCUGCCUUCCUUUUCCCAGUCUCCUGCUGCUCAAAUACCUCUCCUGAUGGAUACCCCGUUUGUGUCACCCUCAGACAAUCCAGGCGCCCACUGGAUAAAAUCCUUGGGGUGGGGAGGCAGCUAGCUGGAGUCUCUCUGUGUCUUUAUUGAGGUAAAUGCACCGAAUAAAGCAGGAUCU
Gopherus flavomarginatus (Mexican gopher tortoise) is the source of this 811-nucleotide messenger RNA. Its product is annotated as phospholipase A2 inhibitor and Ly6/PLAUR domain-containing protein-like. The transcript is spliced from 5 exons. The record is from RefSeq and is a predicted model, not a curated record. Bases 1 to 783 code for a protein of 260 amino acids. NCBI's taxonomy places the organism in Eukaryota, Metazoa, Chordata, Testudines, Testudinidae.